CAUAACAACUCUCUCCACAGAACAAACCCAGCCUUCUCCUUCAACAUUUCAUCCCCAUUAGAUCCAUUCUCCACAGGGUCCGCGAUCUUCACCCAAACGGGCACCGUUUGGGCACUCUGUCAAAGCUUCACUCACCUCUGCUCAAUUUCACCGGAGAAAAGCUCAAUCGGUGCGGGUCUAGGUUUCCAGAUCUCGCACUCUUCCAGGUGGUUAUGUUAUUGUGAAGCUUCAAUUUGGGAAGCUAGGGCUUGGAACAAUGCAUGCCAAGGGUACUUCGUUUCGGGAUCGGACAGAGGAGUUUCAGAAGUAUGCUGCCACGUUAAAGAAGUCGUUCUCGUCGGCGCCGGGGCCGGAGUCGUCGCAUAAUGGGCCGAGUAGUGGAUCGAGAUUCCAGGAAAAUCAAGCGGCGGUGUCGAGUAAAUCCGAGUUUAAUCUGAGGGCUGCCAGAAUUGGCAAAGGGAUACACUCGACGUCGCAGAAGCUUUCAAAACUGACACAAUUGGCGAAGAGGAGUACUGUUUUUAAUGAUCCAAGAAAGGAAAUUGAGGAGCUGACAACAGUAAUCAAGCAGGAUAUUACUGCACUCAACUCUGCAGUGGUAGACCUUCAGCUCCUAUCUAACUCCAGAAAAGAAAGUGGGAAUAUUUCUAGUGACUCAACUAGUCAUUCGACCACAGUUGUCGAUGACCUAAAAAACCGGCUUAUGACCACCACAAAAGAGUUCAAAGAAGUCCUCACCUUGCGAACUGAGAAUUUGAAGGUUCACGAGAAUAGAAGACAACAGUAUUCAUCUACUGCCUCCAAGGAACCCACAAAUCCUUUUGUUCGGCAGCGUCCACUGGCUACCAGGUCAGCUGCUAGUUCUUCAAGUGCAUCUCCUCCUCCAUGGGCCAAUGGAUCAGCAUCGUCCUCGCAGCUGUUCCCAAAGAAAGAGCCAGAUGGGGAGGGUCAACCAUUGCUCCAGCAACAGCAUCAGCAGCAGCAACAACAGAUGGUUCCGUAUCAAGACAGUUACAUGCAGAGUAGAGCUGAAGCUUUGCAAAAUGUUGAGUCCACCAUUCAUGAGCUGAGUAAUAUUUUCAACCAGCUGGCGACAUUGGUUUCUGAGCAAGGGGAAGUUGCCAUCAGAAUUGAUGAGAACAUGGAAGACACAUUGGCGAAUGUAGAGGGCGCACAAGGGCAAUUGCUGAAGUAUCUGAGUAGCAUAUCAUCAAAUAGGUGGUUGAUGAUCAAGAUAUUCUUUAUAUUAAUUUUUUUCCUCAUGGUUUUCCUAUUUUUUGUGGCAUAAUAGUGAUUGUGGAGACUAUUGAAAAGGAAGCAAAUGACACCGUCUUUCUGAGUAUUUUACUGUUGAUAAAGCCCUUCUAUUUGUUUCACAAGCAAGAUGAUUACUUAGUAAUGUAAUAUAUGUAUACUGAAUUACUGAUACAGGAAAUAGUAAAUUUGUUGUGAACUAUGUAUGGCAAAAUUUAUCAGCUUCCUAGUUUGUUAUA
Molecule: messenger RNA, 1493 nt
Organism: Argentina anserina (silverweed cinquefoil)
Lineage: Eukaryota; Viridiplantae; Streptophyta; Magnoliopsida; Rosales; Rosaceae
Product: syntaxin-32
Exons: 6
Coding region: 257-1288 (343 amino acids)
Biological process (GO): endoplasmic reticulum to Golgi vesicle-mediated transport; intracellular protein transport; vesicle fusion
Cellular component (GO): SNARE complex; endomembrane system; Golgi membrane
Molecular function (GO): SNARE binding; SNAP receptor activity
Source: RefSeq, a predicted model, not a curated record